This is a messenger RNA of Synchiropus splendidus (mandarinfish), 5317 nucleotides long. Its product is annotated as inactive N-acetylated-alpha-linked acidic dipeptidase-like protein 2. The coding region runs from base 228 to 2555 and encodes 775 amino acids. The record is from RefSeq and is a predicted model, not a curated record. The transcript has 17 exons. NCBI's taxonomy places the organism in Eukaryota, Metazoa, Chordata, Actinopteri, Syngnathiformes, Callionymidae.
AACCCAACCUUCUGAACAGUGAGCAGGGCAGAGACGCAGUUUCGCGGGCCACAUUAGGCAACUGGAGAGACAGGUCAGGAAGUGGUCAGGCUGAUUGUUGAGAAGAGUGUCAGGUCGACACCUCGGGGCGAGGAAAUACCGACAGCAGGCAGGAACACUGACUCGGCUGGUGCUGCGACUCGAGGUCAUUGGAAACAGUGGAUUUGCUCCAGCACAUUAAGAGCGUCAUGGCGUACAGGAAGGUGUGCGACAGCCAAGGAGGCCCGAUGGUCAGCGAUGUUCUCAACUGCUCCGGAGCGCUGGAUCUUGCCUGGGAGAUGAAGAAAGAGGAACUUCAAGAGCCCGGAAACAGCUUGGACCACAUGCAAAUGCAGCAUGUUGAUUGCCAGCACUCCAGCCGUUCCAAUACUGGACCUGACCCCGAUCCAGAGUUAAUGGAACCGAUUCAACCUCCCGUUUCUGUCUCGCCCCAUGGUCGCUUUGAGCGUCUCCAAGAGGACCCAAACUACAUCUCCCAUUUCACCCGAGCUUCGGGUCAUAAAGGCCAGCGCCAUCGUCAUUGUUUGCUGUUCAGGUACUUCAUUGCUGCAGUAGGGAUGUUUGUGCUGGGCCUCCUCAUCGGCUGGUUUGCUCACAACCCACCGGCCAAAGCCAAGCGUCUCACAUCAGACAGCUCAGAUCUGCUGGAAGAACUGCUGAAGAGAAUAUCUCCUGACAAGAUAGAUGCUCUGCACCGGUCCUUCUCCAUCCUCCCUGACGACAGCGAGGAGGCCCGAGCCAGAUACCUCCACAGUCAAUGGGUGGGUCUAGGCUUGACGGGUGUCUACCUCCAAAAUCACACGGUGCUGGUCAGUUUACCCGGCUCCUCCCCCAACACCAUCACUGACAGCUCCAGCAACCAAUGUUUCCAGCCAAACGGGACGCCAUGUGACCAGCCUGGGUCACCUGACAUGGCCUACGCUGCCUAUUCUGCUGUGGGGACUAUAAAGGGUGUGGUGGUGGAUGUCCAGUAUGCCACUGAGGCAGACCUGAGGAGAGCCAGAGAAAGUGUGAACAUCACAGGUCAGAUUGCAGUGGUCAAGCUUGGUCAGGCUCCGCUGCUAUACAAGUUAUCCCUGCUGUCUGAAAUGGGCUUCGGAGGUGUUCUGCUCUACCUGGAUCCGUGUGAUGCCCCUCCAGGCCGCCACAUCUUUCACCAGGCCUUCAGUGUAACUCUGAACCCGGGUGGGAACCCUACUGCUGGCUCACAAACAAACCAGCUGCAUCUCACUUCGUUGUUGGUCCAGCCGAUUUCUGCAUUCUUGGCCAAGACUUUGCUGUCGUCUCCAUCCACCGGACAGGGAGACCACUGCACUCCACUCGCGAUGCCCGCCAAAGCAGAAAGGAGAAAGAUAACCCUGAACAUUGGGAAUCAAUGGUCGACCAAGAAGAUAUACAACGUCGUGGGAUACCUGAAAGGACGUAAAAACCCAGAUCGCCAAGUGCUGGUGGGAAGUCACCAUGACAACAGUGAGGGAGGCGGAGCUUCGGCCAUCAUGAAUCAGCUCAUAGCGGCGCUGACAGAACAGACCAAGCAAGGAUGGGUGCCUGACCGUACUACCGUGUUCUGCUCGUGGGGGGGCUCGGCCGUGGGCAACAUUGGCUCCUACGAGUGGGGAAAGGUGAACAGUGUAGUGCUGCAGAGCUGUGCAGUGGCUUACAUCAGCCUCAACUCUCCAGUCAGAGGCACGGAGACUCUCAGAGCGACAGCCUGUCCAACACUGUUGCAGCUCACUUCAGAUAUACAACGAAGACAGUUGUUGAGCUGCAUCCGAGGUGGGAACUGUCCUGGACCCAGCGUCAGCACGCUACAGUCGCCUGGUGAUAAGAGCUUUGUCGCCAACAUGCUUGGAGUACCCACCAUGGAGUUUGCCUUCGAGCAAGCCAAAGCAGAGACAACCACGUUCUUAUCUGAGGCCCUGUUCCCGGCAGAGUCCCCCAGAACCAUUGAUCCUCUCUUCAAGUUCCAUGAGACCAUAGCCAAGAUGACGAUGGAGGCCAUUUUCCGGCUGGUCACGGAUCCUGUGCUGCCCUUCUACCCUCUGGACAUCGCCCUGGACGUCCAAGACAAGCUCCGAGAUGAGAAAGCUGCAUCUCCAGCCUUGCUUUCCGCCGCAGCGUCCUUGAGAGACCAUGCAGCUUUCUUCCAGUCAGAGAUGAUGCGACCUGCCAAUGACCCAAAAGAGAGAGACCCAUCCCAUGUGAGGAUGCUCAAUGAUGUCCUUCGGGACUUGGAGAAGAGCUUCUUGGUUCCUCAGUCACCUCCUGGAGUGUACAGAAAUUUGCUGUACCGUCUCCCAGGACAGACAGCCCAGUUUUCUCUCAUGCGAUUGUCUCAGGAUGCUCCCUGGCACUGCAACAACGCUACGACAUCAGUCUGUCGCCCAGUGGCUGAGCAGGGAGGAGCAUGUCUCUACAGCAUAAGCCAUUCGAGGUCACUGAUUCUGGAGGCCGUACGGUCAGCUGACACACUCGUGUGCUUUGGUCUCGAACUGUUUGAGAAUUAUCCACUGUGACUUCCUCCCUGAAGUGGGUUGUUAUUGUUUUUGUUUUGUUUUGUUUUUUUGGAAUAACACACACCCAGUCAAGCCAGCCAGCAUUCACCACACACAACAUGUCAGAAACCAUGACGUAAAUUAAUUGAAUAUGCAAAACAACCUGCAGCCAUGAUUACAGUGCAAGAUUAAUUUUGGGAAACAGCUGCUUUAUGUUAUGUCACUCCCAAUGUGCAUUUCUGAAAUUAAAACGUCACACUGAGCUCUGGCGCCUCAUCAGCCCAUCACUGGCGAGCGGACAUUUUUAAAGAAAUGUCUUACCAAGAGCAGCCAGCGUUUCAGUCCGGCCCAUCCGACCUUACUCCUCAAAUUGAUUUAACUUGUCAGGUCAGCCUUUAGCCUUCUGGCCAUUAGACGUCUUCAUUGGUAUAAAGGAAACAUUGGGCCUUAAGUAUGGCCGUUGGUAAGGCCAUGUUGGGGUCAUAGUUGGCCCAUUUGGAGUCAAAGCACAUGACUGCAAGCCACAGACAGUCAAACCAAUGUCAUUAUAACCAAAUACAUGAGUAUUAGCGGGCGGGGGGUCAUAAUGAUACAGCCGAUUGACUAACCGCUAUACACCCAACUGUGAUGUGUAUACAACUGUGAAAGAAAAGCAUCUUCUUUUCAUCCUUGUUUCACUGGGUUUCAUGAACAGCUCCUCUCUCCUGCAUUGACACAAAACAGCACUGUUGGAGUGCAUGAGUGUCAGUCUGAGUGGUGCGUAGUGAAACACACAUGGGCACAUGUUUAUGUGCCACAGUGACAACUGCUGUAGUGCGGAUGGAUGAUUCAUUUUCAUAUUUUCAAACGUGAUUUGGAUUCCGGGCACAGGGUCCUGUUUUUAGCACUAAUCGUAGUGGUUAAUUUUGUGAAUAUAGAGUGGGACAGUUUACUAAGUUUUCUUUUGUGUCUCCCAAGUUUCCCUGCUGCAAACCAGAAAAUAUGCUAUUGUUACACUGAACAAUAUGAAUCAUAUUGUGCAUUGCAAAUUAUGGGAAAGUAUGAUAAUCACCAUUCCGACAUUUUUAUCUGUCCUUACCACAUUCAUGAUCAAAUGCCUCUGUUAUCCACUGUGUAGUGACGAAUGUGUAAAUAUUACAAAAAUAAUGUUAUUUUGCCAGUUAUGAGCCAGAUAUUCAUGAUUCGGCUUAUUUACACGUACUGUUUAUUGAUCUUCUGCAGUCUUCACAUGACGUCCCACUGAAUGAGCAGGGAAUAUCACUGUUCGGUUCCUUGCAUGCAUGAGUGUUUAGAUGUUCACUUUUAUUAUUCCAACUGGAAAUGAGCAUUUUUGCCUGCAUGCCUUAAUGAAUGUAGGAUUUGUUCAUAUGUAACAUGCUAGUGUGUGUUAACAUCAAUCGAACUGGCAACUAACUAAAACGAUUUGUUUCAUGAUAAUUUGUAAUUCUGAGGCAAAACUUCACUCAAGAAUCGGUUCUGGUGUGUUGUCGUGUAAUACUAACUUCUUUUGAAAUAAAUGACUAAUUUUGUACGGAAGCAGCAAUAACAACAUGUCAAGCAUAAGUGCUCUGACGUCAUUUUUGCACCUUGAAUGCAAAUUGCACACUAAUUUAUUCAAUAAAUCGGGCAGCUGCAUAUGAAAAUUCUAUUUUCGAAAAAUGACUUUUUUAAAAGCAAAGCAUUUUUUACACUUUUUGUACCUCGCUACUUUAUGACGACUUUUCUACAACUUGUCUGGUAGUACUGACUCAAAUGGUUUUGGUUCAAUCUUGUAUAUCUGGUGGUGUUAACAUCAUCGCCAUGGUCAUAGAUGUUUGCAUUGUCGUGUUGCUGUAUACAUUUUUUUUUUCUACUUGUGAUGUGCAGUACCACUUAACAAUGUUUUCAAUCUUAAUGGAAUUGUCUCAACUCUAUUGCAAGAGUUCAAUGAAUGGUUUGUAAACUUCUCUUUGUGCCUGCUGUUGUUUUAGCUAGUCUUCCACAGUAACUUCUGAUUGUUGUAGUAGCAAGAAGUGAAGAAAAAAAAAACUUGAGGUUUGCCAAAUGAAAUUUUGAUCAGCUGAGAUAUGCUACAUUUUUUACAGUGAUGAAGUUAUUUGAUGAAUAAUGAUGUUGUUGGAAAUAAGCUCAUGUUCCAAUAAGUCUUAUUGCAAAGAUAUGCUUGUUUCUAUUUGUUCGUUGUUACGAUUCUUGUUCAUCAUGUCAGCCAUGCCAAACUCCGUCAUGCAGGGUCCUAUAAUGCUUUUAAACUGCAAUUGAACUUGUUCUGGAUCAAGUACAAGCACAACCAAAAGCACAAUAGAAUUUGCACUUGGAUGAGAAGUGUUUCUUGUUUCCUUUACGACAAGCACUGCCAUAAAAAGUGAUUUUAUUCAUUCUUUAAAUGUUGUUUUUUUUAUUGUCAUUGAAUCGUGAAAGCAUUUGUUUUCAUGUAUAUAUCAACAUAUGUUAGAUAUAUGGCCUGCACCGACUUCCGACUCAUAACACGCAGUCUCAAAUUUUGGGUGAUUCCUGAGUUGACAAUGGUGAUCUCUGCCUAUUAGAAUAAAAAAACAUGGACUUUGGGCACGAAUCGACGACUUAGCUUCACUGUUAUCAAUGAAAAACCUGUGCAUGUUUUCUUGUUUGUGUAAAUGUUUGUUGUACUGUUGCAUGUCCUUGAAUCAAUGCAUUAAGAACAGAGAUGUUAAGGAGGGUCUUUGGAAAGAGAUUAACAAAGUGUUUUUGUGUUUCUGUUGAAAUGGCUGUAAAUCAUUUAAAUUGCAUGUUCAGUUGCUGCCGUG